AAUAUAUUCGAGUAACAAAUAUCACUUCAAAUAUGAGGAUUUAGGCUGCAGUUCUCCUUCCAAACCAAUAGGUGGCAAUAACGCGCUCCAAACCAACAGCCCGAAUUGUUGUAGAAGAGGAAGAAGGAAAACGCCGGAUCAUGUCAGAAUGGGGACCCAGGUGAAAGAUGUGAUCAUAAAGCCCGACGCUCCCAGCACGCUGCUGCUGGAGAAACAUGCAGACUACAUCGCUGCCUACGGCUCCAAAAAGGACGACUAUGAGUACACGCUGUCUGAGUACUUGAGGAUGAGCGGCAUCUAUUGGGGGCUGACUGUGAUGGACCUGAUGGGCCAGCUACCCAGAAUGAACCAGCAGGAGAUCGUAGACUUCAUCAAAGCUUGUCAGCACGAGUGUGGAGGCAUGAGCGCCAGCAUCGGACACGACCCCCACCUGCUCUACACCCUCAGUGCCGUCCAGAUCUUGUGCUUGUAUGACAGCGUAGAUGCGAUUGAUGUGGACAAAAUUGUGGAGUAUGUCAAAGGGCUGCAGCAGGAAGAUGGCUCUUUUGCGGGGGACAAGUGGGGAGAAAUAGACACACGGUUUUCCUUCUGCGCUGUUGCUACACUCGCAUUACUGGGCAAGAUGGACACGAUCAAUGUUGACAAAGCCGUAGAGUUUGUUUUGUCAUGUAUGAACUUUGAUGGAGGCUUUGGAUGCAGACCUGGUUCUGAGUCUCAUGCUGGUCAGAUUUACUGCUGCACUGGCUUCCUGUCGCUCACUGGCCAGUUACACCAGUUGAACGCUGACCUGCUGGGGUGGUGGCUUUGUGAGAGACAGCUGCCGUCUGGAGGCCUGAAUGGUCGACCUGAGAAGCUUCCAGAUGUGUGCUACUCGUGGUGGGUUUUGGCCUCGCUGAAAAUCAUCGGCAGGAUCCGCUGGAUUGACAAAGACAAGCUACGAAAGUUUAUUUUGGCCUGUCAAGACGAGGAGACGGGAGGUUUUGCCGAUAGACCAGGAGAUAUGGUGGAUCCUUUCCACACCCUGUUCGGGGUUGCAGGUCUCUCCCUGCUUGGAGACGAACAGAUCAAAGCGGUGAAUCCGGUGCUGUGCAUGCCCGAGGACGUCCUUCAGCGUAUCGGCCUGCAGCCUGACCUCCUCAGCUAACCUUCUGAUGCAUCACACAGACACUUUCCACCCGCACAAACAGAGGCUCAUGGCACGGCUGGAUUUCGGGUGCACAGAGUCUCACAGUUUGGACAUGACUUCCUCUGAACCUCUCUGUUUUAAUCCUCCUGCUACUCAUCGAGUCGUAGUUCUCGUGUCACUGCAAUGAAAGGAGGGGCUUAAAAAGAUGCUUUGAAGUGUCAUCGUCUUUGCAGAAGGCUGGAAAUCAUGCAAAAACAUUCAACAACAUGCAACAACAACUUCUCAACUUACUCACUAUGUCAGUUUGAGGGGGAAAAUGUGAAAGUUUGCUCACAGUUAAAAUGUUUCAUCUUCCAGCUUGUCCUCUAGCCAAGAAGCUAUUAGUGUUAUGAGUUUCUUUGGCCAGAAGUUCCUUCUAUUCUGUCCUAUCGUGCUUUAUUAUCAUGUUUGUUACUGGAAUGACUGGGAAUAUUCAUAGCUUAUCAGCUUUGACCUUGAGUGUAAAGAAUGGAAGCGAUGAGUCAGAUGAAUUCGGCUGAGGGAGAAAAGGUAAAAGUUAGAUUUGCUGUUUUAGUAUGUUAUCACACAUAAAGCUAGAGCUUUUUCAAUUUCCUGCCUUUAGCUUAUUAUGUAUUUGAUAAGAGCAUGUGAAGAGCAACACUGCUCAGUAGGCUUUAGAAGUGGAGAUGCAUCAUAGGACAGCUUUUUCCAUGCAUUAAAAUAAACCCUACACAGACUCUUAUUUUGGCGGGCUUUAUGGAAAGAGAAAAUGUUCUCUUUGUUACUGGAACCACCCAGAGCUUAAACACUAUCAUUGGUAUGUUUAAUGUCUUAUCCAGGAUCCUAGUUACACUAUUUAUUUAAAUGUAUGUUGCUCAGUGCAGCUGUGUUAGAUUUGCCUCCACAGUGCGUGUAACAUGAAAUAUUUCCAGUCUUACCGUCAAAUGAAAUGGCUUUUCAGACAGCUUCACGUUCACUUUGUGCACUCUUCUCGUCUUACAGAAUUAAAUUUCUAUCUGUUCUUUGUUAACUGUUAAGUGUCAAUAAAGAGAGACAUUAUCAGUGA
This is a messenger RNA of Neolamprologus brichardi, 2192 nucleotides long. RefSeq names its product Rab geranylgeranyltransferase subunit beta (gene rabggtb). Gene Ontology annotation, cellular component: Rab-protein geranylgeranyltransferase complex. The record is from RefSeq and is a predicted model, not a curated record. Gene Ontology annotation, molecular function: Rab geranylgeranyltransferase activity. Lineage: Eukaryota; Metazoa; Chordata; Actinopteri; Cichliformes; Cichlidae. Gene Ontology annotation, biological process: protein geranylgeranylation.